Molecule: messenger RNA, 669 nt
Organism: Moesziomyces antarcticus
Lineage: Eukaryota; Fungi; Basidiomycota; Ustilaginomycetes; Ustilaginales; Ustilaginaceae
Exons: 1
Coding region: 1-669 (222 amino acids)
Source: RefSeq, a predicted model, not a curated record
AUGAGCGGAGAAGAUGCAUUCGGGGAGCCGCGGGAGGAUCUGUGGAAGCCAACCGAUGGCGGAACGAUCAAGGCUCAUCGACACAUUCGUAUCGACUGGAAUGCGUCGAUCAAGAAGACAGUUGCCAUUGGACCAUCGGCACCUGAAGCAUUGCCACCGAUCUACGAUCGACCGGAAGCACAAGACGAAGCGGCCACUGCGGCGUCGUGUGUGCUCAAGACCAAGGCAAGUCCCAUCAAUGCCACUGUGCACAUUGCGCACGAAUCGCACUCGCCAUCUUCACCCUCGGCUGGUCAGCCGGUGCUGGUGAGCGCCAAGACCGGAGGUGUGGGUUUGAUAUCGCUGGGUAUACCCGAGUACUCGGGCUCGCGACCGUUGCACAUCGUCGCCAAAACCAGCAGUGGCAACAUCACCAUCCUCCUCCCAACCUCCUUCUCCGGCAACCUCACGUGGUCGUCCGAACGAGGCUCGCUCAAACUGUCACAUGCCGUCCAGCAACGUUUCCGACUCGAGGGUCCUCGGCACAAGCACAUCGGUACAGCCAAGAUCGCACCCAGCACGGCCUCGGGCAACCGCGCGGACUCGUGCACCCUCACCAGCCACAACGGCACCAUCACCGUCAAAGAAUACGGCGAAGAGUCGGAUGCCAAAGCAUGUACAAUCCAAUGA